This is a messenger RNA of Lytechinus pictus (painted urchin), 1586 nucleotides long. RefSeq names its product arylacetamide deacetylase-like. Gene Ontology annotation, molecular function: carboxylic ester hydrolase activity; lipase activity. The record is from RefSeq and is a predicted model, not a curated record. Bases 186 to 1427 code for a protein of 413 amino acids. The transcript has 4 exons. Gene Ontology annotation, cellular component: membrane. Lineage: Eukaryota; Metazoa; Echinodermata; Echinoidea; Temnopleuroida; Toxopneustidae.
UAUAGAUAAAGGGCAACCGUGUUUCAAUGUUAUAUUCUCAUAACGGCAAAGACAGAGUAUUUCUGGAUCUAUACACAUGAAAAUCAGCUGAUGUAAGUGAAAUAUUGGAGCAGAAUCUUAACUCCUGGGUCGCCAGGACCGUUAUCGAUACAAAAUCGUCUGCGGGAUCAGAGCGAAAAUUCACCAUGAAGUAUCUCCUGUUUGCGUGCACUCUUUUUGGCGCCAUUUUAGCCUUCAUUUUCCGCACACCUGUCCCCGAUGGGCUGACGGAACCAUGGAAAUAUCGUCUGCUGAUAGCUACCACGUCAGUACAGGCUCUAUUGGCUAAGAUAAGUGCCUACUUUCAAACGGAUAAUCCACACGCGUACAUCCAAGCAUACAGGUCAAUCCGGGACCUGACCAACGUACCUUCACCUACAGAGGUCAAGGGGUCAAACAUCAGGUCAAAGGUCACGACAUUCGAUGGAGUCAGGGUACGCCUCUACGAACUGGUCAAGAAGAAAGAAUUUCUUCAGCCGGCUUUAAUAUACAUUCACGGGGGAGGAUAUGCUUUGGGGUCACCUGAUGGAUACGACAGACUGACAAGAGACUUGGCAGAGCGUCUCAACAUGGUCGUAGUCUCAAUCGACUAUCGUUUGGCCCCUGAGCAUCCUUUCCCUGCUGGGCACCUAGAUUGUCUUCAUGCCACGUCUUGGUUCCUGCGCAACGCUCAAGACUUCGGCGUAGAUGCCAACAGAGUAGCCAUCUCUGGAGACAGCGGUGGGGGCCACUUCAGCGCUACUGUGUCUCAUGUUAUCAACGAUGACCCGUCACUUCCCAAUCUGAAACUUCAGAUCUUGAUUUACCCUGCUACUCAGACCUUGGAUCUUCUGACCCCAUCUUACCAGAAGUACGACCAGGACUUCGGUGAUGAGGGUAUUCUACCUAGGAAGCGCGUAGGGGCAUUCAUCAGCAUGUACGACCUUGGACGGUCGGAUCCACUCUACAUGCAGCAGAUACUGUCCAAUGAGCAUAUCAUCAGGGAAUUCAGGUUGAACUCUCCUUAUAUGAACUACGUGGAUCACAGUGUCAUCCCGUCUGAGCUGCGCAAGGAGACACGACUUUAUCGACCUCCAAAACAUGGACCAGGAAACGAGUCACUAUGGCGUCAGGUCGAAAGCAAAUAUCUUGAUCCACGCUGGGCACCCUUGCUUCGUCAAGACCUGUCAGGACUUCCGCAAGCAUUUGUUUCAACGUGUGGUUUUGAUAGCAUUCGAGAUGAUGGAAUCUUCUACGCGAAGCGACUGGAGGAUGCGGGUGUGAAAACUCAAUGGAAACAUUACCCUUCGGCUUUUCAUGGUGUGAUGUUCAUAAACAAUUUCUUUUGGUUUCAGGUUGGGGAAGAAAUGACGAAGGAUAUUGUGGAGUUUGUUCAAAAGAAUAUCUAGCAAAUUACUCUUGCUUGAGAAGAGUGUACGCGAAGUAUAAUGGCUAUGACAUGUAUAAGCAGGGGCGGCGAUUUCUUUUUGCUACCAUCGAGAUGGGAUGCUAUCCCCGAAUAAAAAAAAUUAUACUCGUUUUCUUCACAGCAGUAUGAAACACUUGAC